Messenger RNA from Nicotiana tabacum (common tobacco), 2708 nucleotides. Its product is annotated as phototropic-responsive NPH3 family protein NPY2. Lineage: Eukaryota; Viridiplantae; Streptophyta; Magnoliopsida; Solanales; Solanaceae. Gene Ontology annotation, molecular function: protein binding. The record is from RefSeq and is a predicted model, not a curated record.
AACAUAGCAAAUUGGGUGUCUUAAUCACUACAAACUGAAAAAAGGAAGAAUAGUCUCCCACUUUGCCCUGAAAAAUCAUAAGUGAAAAUACAGAAAAAAAUAAACUUUAGUAAAAGAAGCAACAAGAAUAGGAAAAAGGGUAAUUAAAGAAAAAAAAAGAAACAAAUACUCUCAAAUAUGCUGCUUUUUUUUAGUUUAUCCUUGAUAAGAAAUAGUAAAAUAGAAAAUUCUGAUACCAAAAAGUUGUUUGUGCUGAUUCUAGCAAAACUGCUUUGCAAAACUAUAAAAGAUAGAUGCUUGCUGUCUCCUGUUUAGGUGGUUCCUUCAACUGAUACCGAGAUGCUGUUUUCCGUUGCAGUGAUUAGUUGAGUAGUAAGGAAGUAUAAUUUCUCAAGUGUGAACAACAAGACGCAGAGAUCCCUUGAGUUGCGAAGAUGAAGUUCAUGAAACUUGGAUCCAAGCCUGAUACCUUUCAGUCAGAUGGGAACAAUAUCAGAUAUGUUGCUUCGGAGUUGGCCUCUGACAUCACGGUUAAUGUCGGAGAUGUAAAGUUUUACUUGCACAAGUUUCCUCUUCUGUCCAAGAGUACCUCUUUGCAAAAGCUGUUUGCUAAUGCAAGUGAAGCAAAUUGUGAUGAUGUUCACAUUCAUGACAUUCCUGGAGGACCUACUGCCUUUGAAAUAUGUGCCAAGUUUUGUUACGGCAUGACUGUUACACUGAAUGCUUAUAAUGUCAUUGUAGCAAGGUGUGCUGCUGAGUAUCUGGGUAUGCAUGAAACUAUUGAGAAAGGAAACCUUAUUUACAAGAUUGAUGUUUUCCUGAACUCGAGCAUUUUCCGGAGCUGGAAAGAUUCAAUAAUAGUUCUUCAAACUACUAAGUCUCAGUCACGUUUGUGUGAAGAACUGAAGUUGAUCAGCCACUGCAUUGAUGCUAUAGCUUCCAAGGCUUCAAUUGAUGUUGACAGAGUGGAUUGGUCCUAUACAUAUAACCGGAAAAAGCUUCCAGAGGAGAACGGAAAUGAUCCUAAUUUGAACGGUAUUAGAAGCCGCAUGGUGCCAAAAGAUUGGUGGGUUGAGGACUUAAGUGAGCUUGAAGUUGAUUUAUAUAAGCGGGUAAUUGUCACCAUUAAAAACAAAGGCAUUGUUUCCUCUGAAGUAAUUGGAGAAGCUGUGAAAGCUUAUGCUUAUAGAAGGUUUCCAGGCUUUAAUAAAGGUGUUUUCCAGUUCAAUGAUGUCUCCAAAUGUCGUGCAAUAUUGGAUACGAUUGUAUGGCUAUUGCCCUCUGAGAAAGGCUGCGUCUCUUGUAGUUUCUUGUUAAAACUGCUGAGAGCAUCAAUUUCACUUGAUUCUGGAGAAAUGGCAGAGGCAGAACUAGUUAAAAGAAUAGGGCAGCAAUUGGAGGAGGCUUCUAUAAAUGAUCUUUUGAUUCGAGCGGCAGAUGGGGAAGGAACCUUGUAUGAUGUCCAUGUCGUCCAGAAAAUACUUGAAGUGUUUAUGAUGCGAGAUAAGGAUUCUGAACCUCAGCUAGAAGAUGGAGAUGAAAUUCAGGAGAUCCGAAAGCCUGGGAUUUUAUCGGAAGCUUCAAAACUGAUGGUGGCAAAGCUAGUAGAUGGAUACCUUACUGAAAUUGCGAAAGAUCCUAAUCUCCCUUUGUCAGCAUUUGUUGGUCUAGCUGAGAUGGUAUCCAAUUUUCCUCGACCCGGUCAUGAUGGUAUCUAUCGCGCAAUUGAUAUGUACCUUAAGGAGCACCCUGGAAUCAGCAAGAGUGAGAGGAAGAGAAUUUGUAAGCUAAUGGACUGCAAGAAGCUCUCUGUGGAUGCUUGUAUGCAUGCUGUGCAAAACGAGAGGCUUCCCCUUCGUGUUGUUGUGCAAGUGCUCUUUUUCGAGCAAGUCAGGGCUAAUGCCUCGUCUGGGAGCAGUACUCCGGAUCUGCCCAAAGCAAUUAGGGAACUUAACAGUGCUUCAUAUGGAAGUUCAAGAUCUGCAACAACUAAUACAGAAGAAGAUUGGGAUGCUGCAGCCUCUGCAGAAGAACUCAGGGCCUUGAGAGGAGAGCUUGCAGCCUUAAGAAUGGGAAAUGGAGGAACAAACGACAAAGCUAAUGGCGAUGCCAAGAGUCAAGCAGACAGGGCUGCCAUGAGUAGAAUGAAAGGUUUGCUCAUGUCAAAGAGGAUCUUCUCGAAAAUCUGGUCGAACAAAGGAGGACAAGGGGAGAAUAGUGGCUCAGAUUCGUCCGAGAGUCUUGGAUCUGCUAACUUGGAAGAAGCUAAGUCUACACCUUCAAGAAAAGGAAGGCAUUCAGUUUCUUAGUUCUAACAGCUUAAGGAAUGUACUCUUGGUGCCUUUUUUUGAUGGGUUUUUCUUAAUUGAUAUUAGCAUGUCAAAAAGACUAGUCCUCUUUCUCUGAAGUCCUCUAGAAGAAAAUGAAGGAUAUAGUUUGACAAGAGGAGGAAAUGAAGCCUCUUAUGGGCCAACAAACAGAAGUUUAUUGUAUAGAUGUUCUAACAUUUAGUUGUCCAUGCGAAAAAUUAGGUGGCUCUUCAAUUUUAGGACUCUAAGGUAUGCUAGUACCAUAAGAAAUAUUACUGUGAAUUUAAUUAGGCUUAUGCAUGAAAUGCACAGUGCGGGCACUCAAAUGUGUAGCUUUUGCACAAUGUCUUUCUCCACAAAGCAAUGAUGAAUGGCAAAGGUAAGUUUAUUUUAUAUAUA